Messenger RNA from Brassica napus (rape), 1680 nucleotides. Its product is annotated as tetraspanin-11. Bases 362 to 1654 code for a protein of 430 amino acids. The transcript is spliced from 3 exons. The record is from RefSeq and is a predicted model, not a curated record. Gene Ontology annotation, cellular component: plasma membrane; plasmodesma. Gene Ontology annotation, biological process: auxin-activated signaling pathway. Gene Ontology annotation, molecular function: calcium ion binding. NCBI's taxonomy places the organism in Eukaryota, Viridiplantae, Streptophyta, Magnoliopsida, Brassicales, Brassicaceae.
AUCAAAAACAUAUAUUUAACAAAAAUAACCUUUAGUUCUAAUUUAUAUAUUCAUCUAUCUAUCUAAAAAUAAACUUAUUUUUAGUCUAAAAUACUAUAGUCUCUAGAUAGUCAAUUCGUCAUUGUCAAAUCUAAUUCACUAUUAACUCCUCUCUAAACUAGAGAAUCUUCUUUAACCCCCACACGUUCUCUAAUUCUAAUGGCACAAAGUAAUAAUCUCCACUAAUAUCCCCCACUACCUCAAAAAUCAACCGUUCACUCUGUCCCAUAAUAACCACAACUCCACACACACACUAAAACGUUACAAAACAUAACUAUCAAAUUCCAAAAGCAAACCUCUCUGGGAGAAAAGAAAAUCACAAAUGUUUAGACUAAGCAAUUUCGUGGUGGGUUUAGCCAACACGUUGGUGAUGUUAGUGGGCGUAUCAGCCAUAGGCUACUCCAUUUACAUGUUCGUUCACCAAGACGUGACCGACUGUGAAUCAGCGAUACGUGCACCAGUUCUCACGACCGGGAUCGUCCUCUUCUUGGUGUCUUUAAUCGGAGUGAUAGGAUCUUGCUUCAAGGAGAAUCUCGCCAUGGUCUCUUACCUGAUCAUAUUGUUUGCGGGCAUUGCUGCGUUGAUGGUUUUCUCGGUGUUUCUCUUCUUUGUGACUAACAAAGGAGCCGGUCAUGUGGUUUCUGGUCGAGGGUAUAGAGAGUACCGGACAGUGGAUUUCUCGACUUGGCUUAACAGCUUUGUUGGUGGGAAGAGAUGGGUUGGUAUAAGGUCUUGCUUGGCCGAGGCUAGCGUUUGUGAUGAUUUGAGUGAUGGUCGUGUUAGUCAGAUCGCUGAUGCGUUUUAUCACAAGAACUUGUCUCCCAUCCAGUCCGGUUGUUGUAAGCCACCGUCAGAUUGCAACUUUACGUUCAGAAACGCGACGUUUUGGACACCGCCGGCCAAAAACGAAACGGCGGUUGCAACCAACAACGGUGACUGCAGUACGUGGAGCAACGUGCAAACGGAGUUGUGCUUUAACUGCAACGCAUGCAAAGCGGGUGUGUUAGCGAACAUAAGAGAGAAGUGGAGGCAUCUUCUUGUUUUCAACAUCUGUCUCCUCAUUCUCCUAAUCACCGUCUAUUCUUGCGGUUGCUGUGCUCGUCGUAACAAUCAAACAGCUAAGAAAAGUGAUUACAGAACAAUGGAAGGUCAGCUAAGACAAUUACAAGACAUAUUCAACCGGUUCGACAUGGACGGAGAUGGAAGCCUAACCAUCUUAGAACUCGCGGCGCUUCUCAGGUCCCUUGGUCUGAAACCUACAGGCGACCAAAUCCACCUUUUGUUAGCAAGUAUGGACGCAAACGGCAAUGGUUUCGUCGAGUUUGACGAGCUUGUGGGCGCCAUUCUUCCUGACCUGAACGAAGAGGUCCUUAUCAACUCCGAGCAGUUAAUGAACAUUUUCAAAUCGUUUGACAGAGAUGGUAACGGAUUCAUCAGCGCGGCUGAAUUGGCUGGAGCCAUGGCUAAGAUGGGACAACCGUUGACGUACAGAGAACUAACGGAGAUGAUCCAAGAAGCUGACACAAACGGUGAUGGCGUUAUAAGCUUUGGUGAAUUUGCUUCAAUUAUGGCUAAAUCUGCUGUUGAAUAUUUCGGUUUAAAGAUUAAUUCAUGAUGAUCCAUUUUCUUUAUGUUUUUUUU